UAUUUUUUUUUUUAUAAAUAAAAAGGUAGCAAACACAUACUUAACUUCAUCUGGCGCCUUCCCCUUCGUGAAGUUUCUUCAAUCGACCCGCAAACAAACACCUCCUUUCCUAAUUCUUUAUCUCAGUCUUCGUCAGUACACUGUCCUGCUGUUCGCCAUCAUCGUCAAUCGAUUCAUCAAUCCUUGGCUUCAAGAAAUCCCAAAACUCCAAAAGGACCUGACAGCUGACAUACGUGUUUAUGUUUUCUUUUGCUUAGAGCAUUGCCUCUUUCCAAGUACAGGAACCUGAAGUGAUUCGAGUGUUGGUGACUGUAAUCAUAACCCACAAAGAUAAUGUCUGAAGCGAACACUUCAUCCAUCUUCCACCAAAAAAACUCACGACUCCCCGAAGACACAGUCUUCUUCUCCAUAUUCCCCGAUUUUUCUCUUUCAGCCGACAUUAAACCCCAAACUCCUAAAACAAACCCUCUUAUAUUCUCACAACUCCAAUCUCUCCACCUUCAAAUCCUUCAAUCUCUCUCCUCCUACACCACUAACUACAUAUGGCAACACGAACCCUUCACUCUCUCUUCCUCCACUCAAUCACCAUGUGCCACCUGUCCUCCUUCUUCAAACCACAUCCCACAUCUUCACGGAAAACUUAGGUACGGAGACAAUCUUGAAGACGAAUGGUUCGUUGUGUUCCUUCUCUUCGAAACCUCACGCAAAUUCCCAAACCUCUCAAUCUGUGUGUGGGAUACAGACGGCGAGUUUCUGUUAAUCGAAGCGGCUUUCCAUCUCCCAAAGUGGCUCAACCCGGAAACCAGCACGAACCGUAUUUUCAUCCGUGGUGGCGAUUUACAUAUAGUUCCGAAAAGUCACUUCCCCUCGGUUCCUACUCUAUUCGAUUCACUUUCUUACGUAUUAACACACGAGGAGCAAACCAAAGCUCCGAGCUCGGUUCAACUCGCCAUCAAAAACCGAAUCGGAGAUUAUCCCGAUAGGGCGGUUAAGAAUAUGCAUCGUGUUACGGUUAGGGUUCCGGUAUCUGUGGCAAAGAUCUUGAAACACGAACCGUGUUUGAUUUCACUAGCAGUGGAAGGGUUUUAUGACCGAGACAUUGAUUCGAUGAAAUACGCAGCGCGUAUGGAACGGUUUUUGCCAAAUAAAAGUAGUGAAGAGAUAGUUGAAGUAUCGGUGGUGAUGUCACGCGCAAUGUAUGCACAGUUGAUGCAACAAACGUUUCAAGCCCCGAAGGGUUACCCAAUGCCGCCAAGGAGUGACGGUGGCUAUACUGCAGCGGAAUUGGGCAUGAAGAUAGCAUGCGGGUUUGAAAUGAUUUAUCAGAUGAAAAAACGAAACGGGUUGGAAGGGAAAGGUGGCACUUGGGAGGUUUAUAAAGAGAGUUUAGAGAAAAACGGGUACUUUGACGGGUUGCUUCCCGGGUCAAAGGAGUACAAAAGAUUAAUGGAGAAUGCACAAGAAUAUUACCAAAAAAGUUCUUUACAUCAUAGAGAAAGUGAAAUACUGAGUGCUCCGGUUAGGCGUAUAGACGAUAUACUUUCUCAACCUUUUUCGGUAGAUGAAUUUAAGGGUCAAGAAAUUCCUCCAUCGGAUGAUGAUUCGUGGCUUUACAACGGUGAGGAUGAAUUAAAUGCUGCUCUUUCCGAGCGGCAACAAGAGAUGGAGUAUUAUAACACGAAUCGUAAAAAGAAUAGUAAGUCGAAAGAGCAGGAGGAUGUGGGCCCCUCGUCUUCCUCAAACGUAGACAAUUAUGAUCUUGGUGAUAUAGCAAAAUCUAUGCAAGAAUUUAUUGACAAGAUGUCUAGCUUUGAGGGAGCAGAAGUUCCUUCAGACAGGAAUUCAAAAGAUGUGGAUAUUGACGUGGAACGCUUUAUGAAAGAGAUUGAGUCGGUUAUGAAGCCUACAAAAGCAGCACGUGCUGAUGGAGAUUAUGACGUUGAUGAAGACCUUUCCUCUGACAUGGAUAUAGAUGAUCCAGACGGCAGCGAUACCAAAGAGGAUGAAGAUGAACAAACCGAUUUCAUGGAAUCUUAUUCUGAUGCUCUGACUAAGGAACUCAAGAGCACUACACUCGACAAAAGUUUUGUUCGCGCAAAUGAUCCACCCGUAAAGAAGGAUGAGGGAGCAUCUGGAGAGAUGGAUGAUGACGAGUUCACUCUGGUAGAUGUGGAUUUGAACCUUGUAAAGAGCUUUCUUGGUUCGUUUUCUUCUCAAGAGGGACUACCGGGACCUGCUUCGAAUCUGCUUGGUCUCAUGGGCCUUCAACUCCCACAAGACGACAACAAGGACAAAUGAUUAUAUGUUUGUAUGAAAUACUUGAUCUUGUGUUAGCCUUUUGAUUGACCCCCCUGCAAGUUUUGAUCGUAUUACUUGACGGAUAUGAAAUAGCAUAUUGUGUUUCUUGCAUCAUUGAAGUUUAAGGUUAUCGGAUUCGAUUUCAGAAAAUCGGGUUCGAAAGAGUUGAAUUCGAACACUUGACACACUGUUUGGUGUGGUUUGAUACUUUGACUUCAUCUUUAUUGUUUAUUUUUGGUUGCUAAA
Helianthus annuus (common sunflower) is the source of this 2544-nucleotide messenger RNA. Its product is annotated as protein ecdysoneless homolog. Lineage: Eukaryota; Viridiplantae; Streptophyta; Magnoliopsida; Asterales; Asteraceae. The coding region runs from base 334 to 2298 and encodes 654 amino acids. The transcript is spliced from 6 exons. Gene Ontology annotation, cellular component: nucleus. The record is from RefSeq and is a predicted model, not a curated record.